UCAUUUAUCUUGAUCAGACGUGUGGAUCGUGUUAAAUACCGAGAGGUGCAUAGCGAAAUUUUUAUAUUUUGAUAGACCGCGGUCAAAGAAGCCGCGCGAGGCUACUCGGAUGCGUUUUUAUCUCUAUGUGGAUGAUUCAAGUAUAAAUAUCCCGCAUGUAAUAAACAUCCGCCGUUAUAAUGUCGACAAAGAGGUAUAAAGCUGAAGAAGUCAGCGAAGACAGCAGUGCAGGUAGUGGCAGUGAUUUUGAUGACGAUGAGGAUCCAGAUAAAAUAGAAGUACCAGGUGGUGGAAAAGAUCUGGCGACAGCUGCAGGCAUUGGCGGAAUUAAAGAGGAGAAACCAUUGGUUCCAGCUCCCUUGCUCAAGGGACAUGGUGGAGUUAGCACAUUCGUGGAACCCUCGCCAUUACUCAACCAAAAAUUUGCAAAUAAACUACCGGGUGGUCUAGUUACAAAAAGCAACGCCGCUCCGGGCUACGAGAUGCUUCGUGUCGGUGGGUCUCAGGGGACACCGGCCUUCAUGGGUGUAGGUGGAAUGGGGCCGGUUGGACAAAUGGCUGCUAAUAAUCCCUAUGCAUUUCCACCGAGUCUUGCUAGUUUAGCAGGUUACAAUCCCGCUGCCCUUUUUCAACAUAGUAAGUCACCUUCUGCAAUGGAAAUGAGCAAUAUGAUGGGAAUGGGUAGUCUAAUGGGCCUUGGAUCUAUGGCUGGUCUAAACCCAUUUAUGCUGCAACAAUUCCUAACCCAAAACGGAAUGCAUCCAAAUUGGUCUGGAGGAUUGUCAGGUAAAGCCGUAUCUCAAUUGUGGAUGAAUUCCGGUGAUCCGGGAAAAAUGAACAUGCAGCCGACACUGCCAGAAGAAGAAGAAGUGGAUGAUGAAGAUAUGGGUGUUGCAGAAACCUACGCAGAUUACAUGCCAACAAAAUUAAAACUAGGCCGAAAGCAUCCUGAUCCUGUUGUGGAAACCGCUUCAUUAUCUAGCGUGGAGCCGACAGAUGUGUGGUAUAAAGUUGUCAUCCCUGAAGAGAUUAUUCGGUCCGGCGCCUUGUCCGCGUUGCAAUUAGAAUCGAUAACAUAUGCAUCGCAGCAGCACGAGCACUUAUUACCAGAUGGUACAAGAGCUGGUUUUCUCAUAGGAGAUGGAGCUGGAGUAGGAAAAGGUCGAACAAUAGCUGGAAUAAUAUUUGAAAAUUAUUUAAGAGGUAGAAAACGGGCGAUCUGGGUAUCUGUUUCUAAUGAUUUGAAAUAUGAUGCUGAACGAGACUUGAAAGACAUAGGUGCAGGAAAAAUUGAAGUGCAUCCAUUGAAUAAAUUUAAAUAUGCGAAGAUAUCGUCGGCCGUGAAUUCAAACGUUAAGAAAGGUGUUAUAUUCAGUACUUACUCAGCCCUCAUCGGCGAAUCUUCUCAAAGUGGGGGUAAAUACAAAAGCCGACUGAAGCAGCUAUUACAGUGGUGUGGCGAAGACUUUGAUGGGUUAAUUGUGUUUGAUGAGUGUCACAGAGCGAAAAAUCUCUGUCCUACUGGUAGUUCAAAACCAACAAAAACUGGCCUUACGGUAUUAGAACUUCAAAACAAAUUGCCUAAGGCACGUGUUGUAUACGCUUCCGCGACGGGUGCGUCGGAACCAAGGAAUAUGGCUUACAUGGUGAGAUGUGGUAUGUGGGGGGAAGGGACACCUUUUCCGGAAUUCACUGACUUCAUCGCUGCUGUAGAAAAAAGAGGUGUUGGCGCUAUGGAAAUUGUAGCUAUGGACAUGAAGCUGAGAGGAAUGUAUAUAGCCAGACAGCUCAGCUUUCACGGUGUGGCAUUCAAAAUUGAAGAAGUUCCUUUAUCCAAAGAAUUUACAAAAGUGUACGACACUUCUGUGAAACUGUGGGUUGAAGCUAUGCAGAAAUUUCAAGAGGCUGCUGAACUUAUUGAUGCCGAAAACAGAAUGAAAAAAACAAUGUGGGGACAAUUCUGGUCUUCGCAUCAAAGAUUUUUCAAGUAUCUUUGUAUAGCUGCUAAAGUUAAACAUGCGGUAGCAGUUGCUCGUGAAGCAGUGAAAUGUGGCAAAUGUGUCGUGAUAGGUCUACAAUCUACUGGAGAAGCCCGUACCUUAGAACAACUAGAGAGAGAUGAUGGAGAACUCAGUGACUUUGUCUCAACAGCCAAGGGAGUUCUUCAAACUCUGGUGGAAAAACACUUCCCAGCACCUGAUCGAAAUCGAAUACAUCGAUUACUUGGUCUUGAGCCACCGAAAUCCGGCAAAUCUCAUAAUGGGGACUUUGAGGAAGCAGGAGGUUCAACAGGAAAACGCAAACCAGUGCGUCAAGCUGCACAGAGAGCAUCGAAAAAGGUCAAGACAUGGUCUACCGAUGAUGAUGUGUCUGAGGAUGACAGAAAUGGCGGUGGUCGGAGUUCUGGAUCGGAGUUUAAACUCUCUGGAACUGAAAGUGAAGAUGAUAAUCGUAGCGACGAUGAAAGUAACGCUAGUUCUGACUUUAAUCCCUUCUACAGUGACAGUGAUUCUGAUGCAGAUCCGUGGGACCGGAGGAAAAAAAAGGGGAAGAAGCACAAAAAAUCACCGAAAAAACGUCUAAGUACGCAAGAUAAAAUUCAGUCGAUGCUUGCAAGUAAAACAUCACAUAACAAAAAUAAACGGAACGGUGAGAGUGGUAUGGGAAUGCCUGGAAUGGGCCUGUCAAUGUCGCAAGCUCCACCACGUGAUGCUAUAGAGCGUGCUUGUUGCAUUAAGGAAGAAUUACUGGCUCAGAUCGAAUCUCUUGGUGACAAAUUACCUCCAAAUACACUAGAUCAACUUAUCGAUGAAUUAGGCGGACCUGAAAACGUUGCAGAAAUGACAGGCAGAAAAGGUCGAGUUGUGCAGACUGAGGAUGGUGCGAUUCAGUAUGAAUCUCGGUCGGAAGUAGAUGUUCCAUUAGAAACUUUAAAUUUAACAGAAAAACAAAGGUUUAUGGAUGGCGAAAAAACGGUAGCGAUCAUCUCCGAGGCCGCGAGCAGUGGUAUUUCUUUGCAAAGCGAUAGGCGGGCUAGAAAUCAAAUGCGAAGAGUACAUAUAACUCUAGAACUGCCAUGGAGUGCCGACAGAGCUAUCCAACAAUUUGGAAGAACUCAUAGAUCCAAUCAAGUCAAUGCUCCAGAAUACAUUUUUCUAAUAUCCGACUUAGCUGGAGAACGAAGGUUCGCUUCAAUCGUAGCAAAACGUUUAGAAAGCUUGGGGGCUUUAACACACGGUGAUCGAAGAGCUACAGAAACAAGAGAUUUGUCACAGUUCAAUAUUGAUAACAAAUAUGGUAGGGCUGCAUUAGAAGCCACUAUGAAAACAAUAAUGGGUUAUGAAAGCCCACUGGUUCCACCACCGCAAGAUUACAAAGGAGACUUCUUUAAAGACGUUGCAGAUGCCUUGGUUGGGGUUGGACUAAUUUGUAACAGCGAGAGCAUGCCAGGCGUCUUGACCUUAGACAAAGAUUACAAUAAUAUGUCCAAAUUUCUGAACAGAAUUUUAGGAAUGCCCGUCGAUUUACAAAAUAGACUUUUUAAGUACUUCACCGACACGUUGAAUGCGAUAGUGACUCAGGCGAAGAAAACCGGUCGUUUUGAUAUGGGGAUUCUCGAUUUGGGUACAUCUGGUGAAAAUGUUAAGAGAGUAAAAUUGUACCGAUUUUUACGGAAACACGCAACCGGCAUUGCGCCAACGGAGCUACACAUCGUUCACGUUGAGAGAGGGAUGAGCUGGGCAGAAGCUAUGGAUCGGUGGGAAUCACUAACAGGAUCCAAAGAAGGCUUUUACCUGAGUCAUCAGGUCAGAAACGGAAAGCAGACAGCUAUAUUGGCUGUGGCAGUCGAAAGUGGCAAGAAAAAAGGUGAAAAUAGAAAGGACCAUCUUUACACAGUCUACAGGCCUAAUACGGGUCUGCAGUUGCGACAAGAGACGUUGGGUGAAUUAGAGAAAAAGUACAAAAAGGUGGAAACUGAAGAAGCCGAACCACAUUGGACUCAGCAGUAUGACGCAUCAGUAGACACAUGUUCUCAUGCGUACUGGCGGGGAAAUUGCAAAAAUACCACAUUGGGACUGGAUUGUGAAGUUGGAUUGCGUAGGCGAUCCUACAAUGUACUUGCAGGAUCGGUGCUGAGCGUGUGGAGUCGAGUAGAAAAUGUACUAGCUACAAGAUCUGGCCACAAUUCAAAGAUGCAGGUUGUGCGUUUGAGAACUGAUGAGAGCUUAAAAAUAGUGGGCACGUUAAUCCCAAAAUCUUGUAUGGAAGCAUUGCGCGAAGCUCUCUCAUCAGAUGCUGAAAAAACUGAGGAGCAAACAUUCUGAGCAGACUGCCAUGUGCUUGGUAUGGAAGGACCAAAAAUAUGUACGCAUGUCAUGAGUGUUGCUGUCCAUGCACUGGAUGCUGAGCUGAUGUCAGAACAAAUAAAUACGUCAUAUUUGCUAUUCCGUCAAGGUUAUGGAAAAAAAAAACAUGUAUAGAUCACAGAAUCUAGCGGAAUGCGAAUUACAGAAUGGUAAUUUGCUACGUAGUUGUUUCCACCACGAAUAGGAAGAAGUAACUCUUUAGAUUCGAAAAUAAAUCUAAUAUCGCUGUGUGUGGAUACGUUUAGUGUAAUAGAUGAUGUGGACGAUGGAUAUUUGUGACACUUUUUUGUUUCUUUUUCUUCUAGUUUCACAUCUUCAGGAUUAGUCAGAAUCGAAUAAUCGGAAGGUAAUCCUUAUUUAUUACUAAGUUUUUACCAUGAUAAAAUAAAUUAAUUAUCAGAAUUAUUACUAUUAAUAUUAUUAUUACUGUCAUUCAAAGAUGCAAACGACUAAAUUUUAAGAAAUAUUAUAGGGUUAAAAGUGAAAUCGAGAAAAUGUAAACUUUUGCUAAACUUGAAAGGAAAGUUAGCUACCAAAAUUGUUUUCCUAUAUAUCCAACAUUAUUCGUCUUUUAUAUGUGUCGUUGGAGAAAACAAUUUUGAAAUCUUUUUUUCCGCUCUACAAGCCACAAGAAAUUGGUCAUUUGCAACAAUCUCCAAAAAAUGGAUUUAUAAGAAUUUAGAUAAGAAAGCAACUUAUCCACCAACACCUGAUAGCUUUUCUUUUUCUUGCGCCUUGCUGUAGGCGAUAAUUUUGUGAACGUAAGUCUAUGGCGUUCUAUUUUACCUUGGUCCAGUAUGAAGUACAGAUGAAACUCGGAAUUUUAUUCUUGCCGUUUUUAUUCUCUAGCAAAAGUGUACAAUGCGACGCAUCUUCUCUAACAGUGUGACUGAAAGUGUGUUAGGUAUUGAAACGUAAGAGAACGUGACUUUCAGUUUACUACAUUCUUGUAGGUGCUGUAAUUAGGACAAAAAAAACCGAGAAUUCGUCACGUAUUUCGAUGUAAGGGUAUUAAACAUUCUCCAACUUGAUUCGGAAAUUCAUUUCAACACAAAGUUUUUGACUGAGAAGUAACUUUCGGUGAAGCAAUCCGCAUCACCAUUAUCAAAUAUCUUGUUUGAACUAUUCAAUUAUCAAUAUACAUUAUUUGUUUAGAGUUAUCUAUAUCACAACCCCAUAUAUCUUUCAUAUUCACAUGUGUGAUCCAAAUCAUUGGAGAUUUUUUAUAAUCGACAUUUUCAAUAGAAGAAAUUUCAAUAAGUUCUUAUGUUUUUCAAACAUUGAGUGAACUUUAAAACAACUCUUGAUUGACGAGGAACCCUAGGUAAGUCGACCUCUCUGAUUUUGAUCUUGCUCACAUAUCUUUUAGUGCAUCGAAAACUAAUAGACACAUAUUUCUUUUAUCUGCUAAUAAACGGUUUAAAGGGGUGAAAAUAACAUCCAAAGAUGGACACCCAAUGGGGUAGUUUCUCAGUUUCGUACUGAAGCACUUGAUGUACUUGAAUGAAACAUUCAAAUACAUUAAUUAAACUUGAACGAAACCAAUGCUGAAAUGUUCCAUUCACCAGUAGACAGUUUCUGCUUUAGGUUGAUUUAAAUACAUUAAGCGCUUCUGUUUGGAACUGAGAAACCUAUCUUGCCGGGUGCUCAUCUGUGGGGGCCAUUAUCACCCCUUUAAACCAUUUACUAGUAGAUAAAAAAAAUAUACGUCUGUCAGUUUUCAUUACCCUACAACAUAUAUGAACUAGAUCAAAAUUGAAUGGGUCGACCAACCUGGGGUUUCUUGUGAGUGUCACUGACAUGGUAUUGUUUACUUCAAAUAUAAUACAGAUAAGUAGUUUUUUAACAGAGGUCUUAAAUUAAGGAGUUGUAAAAUUGUUUCUUUAAUAGCUGAUAGAUUUAAUCAGUGCGAUAAAAAAAAUUGGUAAAAAAGUUGGGAAUGGAAACACCAUUUUAUACAUUUUUCGCUUUGUUUAAUUUUUUUCAGUUCAAUCUGAUUCUGGUCGAUAGCCAGUACUUUUUCACUGUGUUCUUAGAUUUCGUAUAUACAUUGUAUAGGACUCAAGGACGAUUUGGCUGUGCAUUUCGCCAGGUCUUGCCCCGUGGCUGGCAUAAGUUAAUGUUAACUUUUAAUCUAUCCAACUUUUAUAAAAAUUUGACCAAAUUUCAGCUAACUUAACUUUGCUAUGUGGAAACAUGCCAAAUCAACCAAUACUGAAAAUAAUUAUAUUAUUGAGUAUAGAAAAUUCGUUGACAAAAUCAAACCUGUCUGAUUGGCACUAAAGAAAAAAAUCUCAUAAACUUUCCUGGUGAAUAUAGAUUCGUGCACUUGGGUAUUUUCUGGUGUAGAACUAAAAGAACUCUAAAACAACGCAAACAUGCCCCUAGCCAUACAAAACAGCAUAGUGCAUGAGGGUCAAGCAACUACGAUUAUUUGUUUUAUGCUGGUAAUCUAAGUGACGUUAUUAAUUGGCUUAAGUUGUUACGAAAUGGAUUCAUUGACAGUUUUGGUUGCUUUAAUGUGUUGGUUUUUUUUUUUAUUUUGAGAGUCAUCUACAGAAUUGAAUUGCACCUGAAUAUACUUUCAUGAACUCAUAUUCAAAAAAAAUAUUACAAUACCAAUUCUUUCAAUAUUAUUAUUAAUUUAUCUUUAUUUAACAAACAAAUGUUCACUCACGAAAUGUUUCCAACAUCUCUCGUAAAAAAUCAUGUUUUGUUACCUAAUGUAAUGUUUAACCAGUAAGUGUUUCAACGUAAAAAAACAAAAAACUUAAAUUUUUAAAACUAACUAAACUUCACACUCUAUAAAAAGGUUGAACGAUAGUGGUAUUAUUUUGUCUUUUAAAAUGUUAUGUAUUAUUUUGUAUCCUAUGAAGUAAUUAUUUCAUCAGUAUUAGUUUUUGAUUGGCGAUUAAAUUUUUCCACAUAUUUUACUUUACUAUGGACUAAAUGAAAUUUAUCAUGCUUUUAUUCUCAAAUCAUCUGAAUAGCCUGAAAACUUGGCGCAUAUAAUCGAUAACUAAAUGCGUUCACCCGAAUGUCCGUUAUUGUGAAUAUAUUGUCAAAAGUUAAUCGGUGGCUUAUAAUUGUUAUUCCCUCACUGAUGGUUUUAGAUUAAAGGCUGGGCAUAGUGUCGUGCAUAUUUUCAUUGUUCUUACAUUCAAUAUAGCACUUUAGCGCAUUGAAUGCUGUAUGAAAUACGAGCAAUGCGAAAUUUAAGGUACAGAAUGCAAAGCGUAUUGUAUAUGAACCACGCUAAAAGUUUAGCUGGGAUAAUGCUUGAGUUCAAGGUACCAUAUGUAGGUAAUAGUAGGCAACAGUAUGGUUUAGUAUACUACUAAAUAAUAUAAAUAUAAUAAUUCAAUUAAUGAUUACUAUUAAUGUUAGACACGCUGAACAUGAUAUAUUUAUAUUCACAAUAAUACCCGUGGUGUAUAUUAGGUGUUUGUAUGGAUCGCAAUGCAAGAUGAGUGUCUACCAGAUAACUCAAUAAAAAAAAAAAAUCUUACUUUUUUUUCAAACCUCAA
Molecule: messenger RNA, 7894 nt
Organism: Neodiprion virginianus
Lineage: Eukaryota; Metazoa; Arthropoda; Insecta; Hymenoptera; Diprionidae
Gene: sno
Product: protein strawberry notch
Exons: 14
Coding region: 180-4325 (1381 amino acids)
Biological process (GO): regulation of DNA-templated transcription
Cellular component (GO): nucleus
Molecular function (GO): chromatin DNA binding; histone binding
Source: RefSeq, a predicted model, not a curated record